Messenger RNA from Lindgomyces ingoldianus, 888 nucleotides. RefSeq lists its product as uncharacterized. Bases 1 to 888 code for a protein of 295 amino acids. NCBI's taxonomy places the organism in Eukaryota, Fungi, Ascomycota, Dothideomycetes, Pleosporales, Lindgomycetaceae. The record is from RefSeq and is a predicted model, not a curated record. The transcript has a single exon.
AUGCCCAUCUACCACUCUCCUACCUCUGCCUCCCGGAAUCAUUCCCGUCGUAGCUCUGGCCGCCGUAGCUUCACUACGGCAGCCAUUCCGUCUAGCCCAAAGAUUGAGUCACCCCGCACUCUCUGUCCACGAGAUGGCGAUGCGUUCAGCUACGACCCGAACCACCUUCCGGCGUGGUACAUCCCUCAAGACUUAUGGAACAGUCUCCCCACCGAGCUAAAGUCUACUCUAGCUGCCCUUCAACACUCUGGAGCUGCAGUCCUCAGCGGAUACGAGCGACUCCACCAACAUAGCGCGAAAGUAGACACCAUCGCUCAUGCUCAGACCUUCGAAGAUGAGUUAGAAGUCCAGCUCGACGACAGCGUCGAUCGACUCACUAACCUUCGUCCGACCCUGGCAAAACUGCGGACCUCCAGCAAUGCUAGCAGCCGAUAUGACUCUUUCGUCUCCUCUCCUGUCUAUUCCUCUUCUUCCUCGCCCAGGUCCGACUCUCCUGCCCGGUCUAUGUCUGGGUCUCAGACCUCAUUGGCAUCCCCAAUCUCCCCCGUCUGCUUAACCCCCAUUGAUCUGGAUCCUAUCCACCCACACAAGCGUCACCACGAUCGCUCCUUCUCUGUUCCGCUCGACCCCCAAAAUGCUUAUUACACUACCGAGCUCUCCCAACUCCGCACCGAAUCAAUUCCACGUCUCCGCCAUGCCGCCCGCAAGGUGGACACGGAGUGGUACGAGUCCAAACGCCUCGGAACUGUCACUGGCGAUGACGUUGUCGAGUUUGAGAAGUGGUAUGCGGAGAAGAAGGCCACGAUCCGCCACCUUGAUGAUCAAUGCAAGCGCCUCAGUUUCGCCAACGGCGUCGCUCCCACUGGCUUGGGCUGGACUGCCCCGUGA